AGCUUUCUCCUAUCUCCCAGCCUUAUGGAGAUGUUUGUCCCAUGGGACACUUCUGCCCUCUGGGUAGUGGGUCACCAAAACCCUGUCCUGUUGGCAGCUUCCUCCCAGAGCCUGGAGCUUCCUCCCCGUCUCACUGCCACCCUUGCCCCCCAGGGAAAUACUGCGUCAGUCCUGGAGCCUCGCAGCCCACAGGUCUGUGUUCUGCAGGUUUCUUCUGCUCCGGAGGUGCACAAAGCCCCAAACCUCGGGCCAACUCGUCUUUGUUCAGCUGUCUGCAUGAAAUACUGGAGGCUUUUGCCAUGAGGACAGACACGGCCUUCUGGAUGCACAAUCUGUCCUUCUUCAGUAACUCCACUGAUUCCGAAAGGGGAGUUUCGCGGAUGGAGGUGGAAACGGCGCCGCAGGCAGACUCUGACCAUAUUGUGACUCACCCACCGCCGUGUCUCCAGAGUCCACAUUACUCGUGUUCCACCUACAGAGGGGAUGUAUGCCCUAGAGGUUUCUUUUGUCCUUUGGGUUCUGCCUACCCCCAGCCCUGUGAGGCUGGCUCGUAUUGUAAUCAGACGGGUCUAGAUGCCCCGACAGGUUCUUGUGCUGCAGGAUAUUACUGCCCCAAAGGCUCUUUUAACCCCCGUGCCACCCUGUGCCCCACCGGCCACUACUGCCCCCUCGGAGCUCCUCUUCCUCUGCCCUGCCCUCUAGGAACCUUAAAAAGUUCCCGUGCUGGAUCUACAGUUGAGGCUUGCCAGCUGUGUCCUCCAGGUCACUACUGCCACCAGAGCGGCAGGGCGGAGCCCAGUGGUCAGUGUGUGGAGGGCUAUUACUGUCCGGAGGGACAGAGCUCUGAGAGCCCACAACAACACAUCUGCCCAGCGGGACAUUCUUGUGAGAAGGGAAGUGUCAGUCAGAGCGCCUGUCCUCCGGGCAGCUACCAGCUCAGACAAGGCCAGGGCAGCUGCCAGACAUGCCCCGCUGGUUUCUACUGUCACCAUCAAGGAAUGACGCGUCCACUUCUGUGUGAGGGAGGAUUUUAUUGUCCCAGUGGAUCAGCAGAUCAGCGUCCUUGCCCAGCAGGGACCUAUGGAAACAUGUCGGGGCUGGUUGAAGAAGGACAGUGCUCCCCGUGUGACCCUGGGAUGUUCUGUAGAGAAGCAGGGAGGAGUUUCCCCAGUGGGCUGUGUGCUGCAGGGUUUGUAUGUGCUGGAAAAGCCUCAGAAGCUUCGCCGUCUGAUGGUCUGACUGGAUUUCCAUGUCCUGCUGGUUUCUACUGCUCUGUGGGGACCUCUGUACCAAAACCAUGUCCAAAGGGAACAUUCAGUGAGCAGAGUGGACUUGUAGAUGAGUCUCAGUGCCGUAGCUGCAGCCCUGGCUUCUACUGUUCAGAGACCGGCCUCGCUGCAGUCUCUGGACCUUGUCUGCCAGGUUUCUACUGUCUGGAGGGAUCCCACACUGCGGCUCCAAUGUCAAAUAUCUCUGGGAGUGUUUGUCCAGCGGGCCACUUCUGCACAGAGGGCAGCAGUGUCCCCUCCCCCUGCCCACGUGGCUCCCACCAAAAUGAGACGGGAGGAAAAAGUAAAGAUGACUGCAAACCAUGUCCUCUCGGUAAACAAGAAGUUAUACCGUGUGAACUUAACUCUGCAAAACUGGCUUUACUAGGUGCUUGUACAAAUCCCCUUGCCCUCUCGGAAAAUCUUCUCUCUGUUUGAGUGUCUUUACCAGGCUGGUUCCAGGAUUUAUCAGGCCAGAGAGAGUGUGAUCCCUGUCCUCACGGGUUCAACUGCCCGAGUCACAGCUCCACCAGUGGCAGUCCCCUGCUCUGCCCAGCCGGCUACGUCUGUCCCGGGGAGAGUUCAGACAGUCUUCCUGUCCCCUGCCCCAAAGGCACCUACAGCCCCAACCAGGGUCUCACCACCACAGGUGAGUGCCUGGUGUGUCCAGCCGGUCAGUUCUGUGGCUCUGAAGGGUUGGUUGAGCCCUCUGGGUCCUGUGCUCCUGGCUUCCUUUGUCUGAUGGGAGCCACGGUGCCGAAUCCGACUGACAACAGAACUGGAUCUCUCUGUCCACCUGGGAUUUUCUGCCAAAAGGGGCAAAGAGCAGGUGAUUGCUUGGCUGGGUUUUAUUGCGACUGGGGCUCCAGCAGAGCCGACAAGGCCCCGUGCCCGGCUGGUUUCUUCUGCCCCAGCGGAGCACCACUCCCCAUGCC
Molecule: messenger RNA, 2203 nt
Organism: Pleuronectes platessa (European plaice)
Lineage: Eukaryota; Metazoa; Chordata; Actinopteri; Pleuronectiformes; Pleuronectidae
Product: SCO-spondin
Exons: 12
Coding region: 42-1706 (554 amino acids)
Source: RefSeq, a predicted model, not a curated record